UUACUGAACAAAGCGUUCGGAAGACUACAAAUCCAUUACUAGAGAUGGCAGAAACCGCCCCAGCUGCAGCCGCCCCGCCGGCCAAAGCGCCUAAGAAGAAGUCCGCCACUAAAGCCAAGAAAGCAGGUCCAUCUGUCGGUGAUCUGAUCGUUAAAGCCGUGUCUGCAUCCAAGGAGAGGAGCGGCGUGUCUCUCGCUGCUCUGAAGAAAGCUCUCGCCGCCGGCGGCUACGACGUGGAGAAGAAAAACUCCCGCAUCAAGCUCGCCAUCAAGAGCCUGGUGACUAAAGGCAUCCUGCUGCAGGUCAAAGGAACCGGCGCCUCUGGAUCUUUCAAGAUCAGCAAGAAGGAGACCGAGACCAAGAAGAAGCCGGCGAAGAAAGCGGCUCCUAAAGCCAAGAAGCCCGCGGCCAAGAAACCCGCUGCUGCCAAGAAGCCCAAGAGCGCAGCGGCAAAGAAGCCCGCCGCUAAGAAAUCCCCCAAGAAGGCCAAGAAACCCGCUGCCGCCGCCAAGAAGGCCACGAAGAGCCCCAAGAAGGCGAAGAAGCCCGCGGCGCCCAAGAAAGCAGCCAAGAGCCCCAAAAAGACCAAGGCCGCCAAACCCAAGACAGCGAAGCCUAAAGCUGCCAAGCCUAAAAAGGCAGCUCCCAAGAAGAAGUAAAAACUUGCUGUUUUAUUCCCCAACGGCUCUUUUCAGAGCCACCCACAAACUCGAAAGAAAGAGCAAUUUACUUUAUGGAAGUAAAGUUAGUAUAAGACGUAAGUAUACUGUAUGACCAUUGUAUUUUAAAAACUAUACAAUUAAUAAAACGACAGACACAACAUGA
Molecule: messenger RNA, 825 nt
Organism: Carassius auratus (goldfish)
Lineage: Eukaryota; Metazoa; Chordata; Actinopteri; Cypriniformes; Cyprinidae
Product: histone H1-like
Exons: 1
Coding region: 45-659 (204 amino acids)
Biological process (GO): nucleosome assembly
Cellular component (GO): nucleosome
Molecular function (GO): DNA binding; structural constituent of chromatin
Source: RefSeq, a predicted model, not a curated record